This is a messenger RNA of Tricharina praecox, 1432 nucleotides long. RefSeq lists its product as uncharacterized. Gene Ontology annotation, biological process: actin cortical patch localization; endocytosis; actin filament organization. The transcript has 4 exons. The coding region runs from base 103 to 1284 and encodes 393 amino acids. Lineage: Eukaryota; Fungi; Ascomycota; Pezizomycetes; Pezizales; Pyronemataceae. Gene Ontology annotation, cellular component: actin cortical patch. Gene Ontology annotation, molecular function: phosphatidylinositol binding; ubiquitin binding. The record is from RefSeq and is a predicted model, not a curated record.
CAUAGAUGCGACACCUCGCUCGAAAACCUUUAACUCUACACUCGUCUUUCUCCUCGCUCGCACUUUCUCUCGCUUUUACUUUCGCAUACGGACAUAGCAGCUAUGGAUAAGCGGUUCAAGAAGGUCUUCUCUUCUAUCAAGACGCGUGCUGAGGGUGUCAGCAGCGGCCAUGGAAGUAGCAGUAGUAGGAGCGGUGGAAUGUCGAUUACUGCGCCGCUGGCAAGCAGCGGGACACCUGAGGGCGAUCUACUGAAUGCCAUCCACCUCUUCGUCUCGACCGGUGGUCCGGACAACCCCAAGCCAGGCGAGGAAUUCCUGCAUCUCCCCGUGAUAGUCGACAACGCCGAAUCCUCACCCGCGGCGGCGGCGCAGGCCGCCACCGCCCUCCGCCAAUACCUCUCGGCGAAGAACUCGUCGCGGCCGUACAUCCACUACAACUCGAUCAUGCUUUUGCGAAUCCUGGCGCAAAACCCGGGGUACACGUUUACGCGGCACCUAGGCGAGGCGAAGUUCCUGGCCGCGAUCAAGGACCUGCUGCGCAACGGCCGCGACCCCAGCGUGUGGCAGAUCCUGGGGGAGACGCUGGACUACUUCUCGCAGGACCCGGGGCGGAUCGCCGACGAGGGCCUGCAGCCGCUGCGAGACCUGUGGCUGCGCGAGAAGGCGAAGCGCCCGCAGAUACAGCUGCAGACGCCGGCGGCGUCGCAGGCGCGCGGACAGUACCAACAGCAGCAGCCGCCGAUGAUACCGCCGCGACCUGGCUCCAACAACAACAACGCAUCCCCAUCCCGCCCGCAUCUCCCCUCGCCGACCGAGCUCGUCGCACGAAUCAGCGAGGCGAAUACCUCGGCCACGCUGCUCACGCAGCUGGUGCAGUCCACGCCGCAGGCCGAGAUCCCCGAUAACGCGCUGAUCCGCGAGUUCUCGGACCGCUGCAAGCUUGCCGCGAGGUCGAUGCAUGCGUACAUCGAGGCCGAGGAGCCGGCGCCGCCCGAUGCCGAUACCCUCACUACCCUGAUCGAGACUAAUGAUGUCAUCUCGAUUGCACUGGAGGGGCAUAGGAAGGCGGUUGCGGCGGCGCUGAGGGAGAGGGAACAGUUUGCUGCUGUCGGGAAUGCCAGGGUCGGCGAUGUCGGCGAGGUCCCCGUGGCGCCGGUUAUGCAUGGGGCUAGAGAUGUCAGGGAGAGGAGGGGUAGUAGUCCUGUCAGUCCGAUGACACCUCACACGCCGGAUCUACCGCCGGCUCAGCAGCAACAGGGAAGUGCUGGAGUUUUCAGGUUUUGAUCGGUGAGUGCGGCCGAGGGAGGUGGUACAUUUGAUCUUUUGGAGUGGAGCGCUUUUUUGGUUGUUAGCUUGUGCUUCUGGUUUUGGUUGUUAGCUUGUGCUUCUGGUUUUGGUUGUUCGGUGGAGCGGAAUUGAACGGGACUUGGUA